UGAUGUGUGCAUGCGAAUGGAAGGACGAGGAGGAAGAGAGGGUUCAGCGAUUUCUGAUCUCACACAUUGUGUUAUCCACAGCAGCGGCAGAGUGUCAGUGUAUUUUCUUUAUUAGUGACAUCACUGCUGUCCCAUAAAAUCGCUCUUCACCUCACUAACGAACACAUCGAUGUCAGUGUCAGAAAGUUUCACUUCCUCUUCACAUCGCUUGAUGCCGUGCCUCCGUCAGGACUCACGGUGGAAACCCAUUGGUCAGCGGCAUCCUUUAAUGUUCGUGCCGUGCUUUGCAUUGACCAUUCAUGGUUGACGGUGGGCGUGUGGAGGGCGGAUUUGGAGGCAGAUCCACGUACGAAUGUUUCCAAGUGGACUGUGAACAUUGCGUUCAGGUGUGCGUACGCACGGUUUUAUAAAUCGGAAUUAGCUUUGGCCAACGCCAUUUCCGGCUUUUGUGCGUGCGCACACUUUUAGUAGGAAUCCUACGCAAUCCUUUAUAAAUCCGACCCCUGAUCAGAGCAUUUGGUACUUACAUCAGGAGGGAGAUCCAAAGAAAAAUCGAAAGAAGCUGAAAUGUACUCUAUUCUCUUAGAUGAGACCACCGAUGUUUCCCACAAAGAACAGGUGUCAUUUGUAGUGCGUUAUCUACAUCAAAAGCAAAUAAAGGAGAGAUUUAUCGAAGUUUGUAACAUUGAUACAACAACAGGCCAGGAGCUGGAGAAUACUGUAGUCUCCCUUCUACAGAAGAAUGGUCUGGAGCUGAAAAACAUGUAUGGCCAGGGCUACGAUGGAGCAGCCAACAUGAGUGGCAUGUACAAAGGUCUUAAAGCCAGAAUACGCACACUCAAUGAGAAGGCCCUCUAUGUGCACUGCAAAGCACACUGCCUGAACUUGGUCCUGGUGGAAGCCUCAAAGUCAAAUAAGCACUUUGUGACCUUCUUCAACCUCGUGGAGAAGCUGUAUGCCUUUUGCAGUGGCUCCUCAAAGUGCUGUGCUGAUUUAGUUAGAUUGCAGCAGUCACUGCAUCCAGAGGGACACAUUGUGGAGCUCACAAGGCUGUCAGAUACCCGUUGGGCUUGUAUGGAACAAGCACUGAUGGCCCUACAGAGAAAUCUGGAAGCUUUAAUGAUGUUCCUCAAUCAGAUCUGUGAAAGAAAUCCCUGAACUGGCGCUAGGAGAUGCAAAAAUGUACCAAAAUGCGAUUAACUUCCCAUUCAUCCUCUGCAUGGAAAUCACCACCCCAGCAUUUGAAGUCACUGCUCUUGAAUCAAACGCUCUGCAACAAGAAAGCCUGGACCACUCCACAGCCUACAAGCUAACUGAUGGUGUAAUUCAUCUACUGUUGUGCCUGGUCAGGAGAGGAAACAGAAAGUGCCAGUGCAUUUCCAACACAGCACAACUAUAUCCCAAGUGAGUGAUGAGAUUGACUCUGUGGAGUCAUACUACAUGUGGAAUGUUUACUACACAUUUAUUGAUACCUUUACUGCGGAGCUCAACAGGAGAAUCCAGGGGAGCAUCACUGGAAGUCCAACUGGCACAAUCAUACGGUCCUUCCACUCUCUAACAGUGUGUGCCAACUGGACAAGCACCCCAAACCCAGAGGCAGAAGAAGCUGUCCAUGUUAUUUGCGACUUCUAUGAGGAAAAUGAGGACCAGCUGAAGACAGAGCUAAAGGUGUUCCACUCCAGCUUUCCCUCGAAGAACCUGCAAGAAAUCCUUGCCAUUGUGGAGGAGAACACUGGCCAGCUCAUCUUUCCAUUACUUGUCAAGAUGGUAAGGAUCUAUGCAACACUGCCAGUGACAACAGCUUCAGUGGAAAGAUCCAUUCAAAACUGAAGAUAAUAAAGAACAAGCUCAGGAGUCUCUGUGGAGAAGAAAGACCCACCGACCUUCUCCUGCUUGCCAUUGAGCAAGACAUUGAAAUAAAUCACAGUAAAGUAAUAAAAAUCUUCCAAGAGAUGGCACCAAGGAGGAUGCUCCUGUGAAGAUCCUUUAUUUUAUUCAGAACAGAGUUUUGAUAAGUUUUAAGUUAGAAUAUUUUUUGAUUAUUUAACAUAUUAUUUGGUUAUACACUAUGGCUUUAUUUUGUGUGUUUUUGCCUGUUAUUCAUUUAUUUAUUCAAUUUGAUAAUUUGAGUGAGUUUAUUAAUAAAAAUAAAUAUAUAAGUAGAAAAUAUCCUACUGUUUUUUAUUUACUGUUUAAUUUCAUAAAUAAUUUUUGCGAUGGGUGCCCUUUUUUUUGUUUUGAGCACCUGCCUCCCAAAAUGUCUGUGCACGUGCCUGUUCACGCUGAACAGUUUAUUGUUUCAUUACAGUCCCUCAAUAAAAACAUUUGAUCAAAACAAUUAUUUGGGAACCCCCUUUUGUUUUUAUGGCCAAUAUGACCAAAUGAUUUUGGUGAGAAUAUUACAUUUGUACUUUAGCAUAGUCAACAGAACUCGCUAGACGUGUGACAUGAUUUUGGUGAGAAUAUACAGUAUUACUGUGUAGGGCUGGGUAUUGCCUACAUUGCAACAUAGUGGACACAGGAACCUAAUGUCUCACUGAGAGAGGAGAUGGUUGAAGAUCUUGAGCAGCAUGUCAUCUUGUGUCAGGAAUCAGACAUUCUGUCAUUAUGCAAUGCUGUUAUGUUCGAUGGAGAUUGGGACCCAGACUCGAGUAUGCAGGUUAACAGUUUAUUGAAAUGAUUAAUAAUGGUGGGAUUCACAGGAGGUAUGUAGAAUAGCAGUGGAGUGGCAGUGACGGCUCCAGUGGCUUCAGCACACGAGAGAGGGGAAUAUUGAAGACGGUGGACAGGUUUGCAAUUGGUGUUGAUCUGGAACUGGCAGGCUGGGAUGGUUCUGAACAGAGGGAAACAAGACGUUAGGUACGAGCACAGGCAAGGUAAUAUAGAGCUAAUGUCAGACGUAGCUACCACUGUAGUGGACGGAACGAUCUGGCUUCAUCUAGGAAAUGAUAAUAUGGUCUGUAUUUAUAUAGCGCUUUUCCAGUCUUUAUAACCACUAAUAAUGUUUAUCCGUACAGUUUUGCCAUUCACCCAUUCACACAUACAUUCAUAAAGUGCACCCAUGUCCGACACUUUCUCAGUUUUUCUCUAGCAUACAUCAUUCAUACACUGCCAAAUGCCAGGGGUAAUUUGGGAUUUAGUAUCUUGCCCAAGGACACUUCAACAUGCAUCCAUCUCUGGUUAGUGGACAACCCGCUCUACCUCCUGAGCCACAGGUGCUGGAUUGCUGGAUGAUUGUUUAGGUUGAACAUCCUGUUGGGCGGAAUGACACCUCUGUAUUUCCAUAUCGUCAAUGUGUGUUUCCACUGUGCUGUAUCCUGCCUGCUCAUGCACACAUGUAUAAGCUGUGUGUUUGAAGACUCACGUUUGGCUUUCAUCACAGCACUCCUCUUUGCUGUGCACCCUGUCCACACUGAAGCCGUGUCUGGGGUUGUGGGCAGGGCUGAUGUUUUGGCCUGUCUGUUGUUUUUGCUGACUUUUCUUUCCUAUGUUAGAAGUGUGGGUGUGUGUGUCUCAGAGGACUCUCUGCCCUCCACCAUGUCGGCAUGUUCUCUGAUUGUCAGUUUGUUGCUGGGCACUUGCGCCAUGCUGAUCAAGGAGACAGGCAUCACAGUGUUUGGAGUUUGCGUGCUCUAUGAUGCCCUGGUCCUCUGCUGCAAGCCUCUUAUUAAUCACCUGUAUAGCUCCAGACCAGGCAACCUCCUCUACAUCUGCAGCCCCUUCGUCAAAAGAGCCUGCCUGAUCUCUGGAUAUGUGGUGCUCAUCAUGUCAGUCAGGCUGUGGCUGAUGGGAGGAUCCAUGCCUCUCUUCUCUGAACAGGACAACCCCGCCUCCUUCUCCCCUCACCUGCUUACCAGGAUUUUGACCUACUCUUACCUGCUGUCAUUUAAUGCCGGGUUGCUGCUUGCCCCCAUCGUGCUUUGCUACGACUGGCAGGUGGGGAGCAUUCCCCUGGUGGAGUCGUUGAGUGACUUUCGCAACGUGGCUGCCAUGCUGCUGGUCAUUGUAAUGGUUGCACUUUGCCUGCACUGCGUCUUCUCACUGCAGAGACAAGAGAGCAGGGAGGUGUUGGUUGGAAUGUUGUUUCUGGUGUUUCCAUUCAUUCCUGCCAGUAACCUUUUCUUCAGGGUUGGAUUUGUUGUGGCCGAAAGGGUUCUCUACAUGCCGAGUAUGGGUUACUGUAUCUUAAUGGCUCAUGGCAUGGGUCGGUUGUGUGCGGUGGUAGGCCGCUGGGGCACCACAGUCCUCAGUGUCUCCAUGCUGUUGCUCCUACUUCUCUUCUCCUGGAAGACCAUCCAGCAGAACCAUGUCUGGCUAACCAGGGAGGCCCUUUUCCAGUCUGGUAUCCAGACUCUGCCUCACAAUGCCAAAGCCCACUACAACUACGCCAACUUCCUGAAAGACAGUGGCCGACACAAGGAGGCCAUUCACCACUACACCACUGCCCUCAGGUUAUAUCCUCGUCAUGCCAGUGCCAUGAACAAUCUUGGCACUCUGACACACUGCCCAGAGGAGGCCGAGUACUUCUAUAGGAAAGCACUGGAUACCAACCCUCAACAUAACCGCGCUCUCUUUAACCUGGCCAACCUCGUCAAGUACCAGGGGAAGGCAAAAGAGGCUGAGGCUCUGCUGAUUGACUCCAUACACUUCGGUGCUCAUUUUGCUGAUGCUUACGCCAGUCUGGCAUCACUUUAUGCAGAACAGAAACGUUUUCCUGAAGCCAAUGAAGUGUAUCUGAAAGGCAUACAGAACUGUCCAGACAAUUCUGAUCUGCAUAAUAAUUAUGGUGUGUUUCUGGUAGAUACAGGAGAAGGAGCGCUAGCAGCAGCUCACUACUUGCAAGCAGUUCGACUCAAACCAGCACACUAUGUUGCAAUGGUAAACCUGGGCCGCCUUCUCAGAUCAUCCAAUGAGAAUGAAGCAGCGGAGUCUUGGUACAAGAGGGCGUUGCAGAUAACAAGGAAGGUGGACAUCCUGACACCGCUUGGAGCACUGUACUACAACACAGGCCGAUUUGAAGAGGCUCUGCUGGUGUAUAGAGAGGCUGCAGCCCUGCAGCCAGACAACACAGACAUUUGGCUGGCUCUGGCUCAAGUUUUAGUCAUGGUCAGCCAUACCAUAGAAGCAGAGAAGAUAACCUUGGACAUCAUAUCCAGAGAAGGCAGCUGUAUUGAAUGUUACAGACUACUGUCUGCCAUCUACAGCAAGCGUGGCGACUUUACAGAGGCCCUGGUUGCUCUGGAUAGGGCCCUUCAGCAGAAUCCUAGUGAUCUGACAGUAAGAGCAGAGCUGUAUUUCUCCAAAGGAAACCAGCUCCGAGAGAUGAACCAGCUGGACCGGGCCUUUGAGAGCUACAAACUAGCGGUGGAACUCAAACCUGACCGGUCCCAGGCCUGGAUGAAUAUGGGAGGGAUUCAACACAUUAAGGGAGAUUAUGCAGCAGCCAGGAUCUACUACCAGCAAGCCCUGCUUUUGAACCCUGGUUCCAAACUUCUUAAGGAAAACUUGGCCAAGCUGGACCGGCUAGAAAGGAAACUGACAGUCGAGGCAUAGACCACCAAAGUCUGAAAGAUUCUGCAUCAUCAUGGGUAUAGAUCAAGGGAGGAAGACACUGCCCACACUUCUGGAGCCAGUCUUGACAAAAUAGACUAGGAUUGGAUGGACUUGUUUAGACUGUAGGGUGUUUGGUGUGUUGGAGUAAGGAGAUGGGUCAUGUCAUAGUCCAGAAACCUUUUGCUUCAUGUGUUUCACCAAGGGAAUGAAAUUCAUUCCUCACCUGUCUUCAUUAUUCACUUGCCUCAGGCACCUUCCUCUCAGGUGGCUGAGGCAGGAACUGUAACUAACUGUUGAAAGCCAAGUAAAUGGACCAUAAAGUUUGGAUCAUUGUUUUGCAAUGGUUUUGGAAUGGAUUGACACAAGAUUAAUAAUGUCUGUUUGAUCUUGCAGACCUGGUAGUGACCUUGGGCCACAUGCUCCAUAACUUCUUUAGAAUUUUCUUAAAUUUGUUCUUAAGAAUAUUCUGUAGAAAACUUGAAUUAUGAUGUAAUCUUAAACUGCAGAAUUUUUUGCACCUGAAUUCUUAUAUUGACGAAUGACAUGUCAUGUAAGUUCCUAAUUAGCAUAGCUAAACCCUGCCAAAGCCCAUAAAAGGGCAUGAAACUGCAGUGGCAUGUACACACAGAAACAGAAAAGGAUUUCUAAGAGGUCAAGAAUGUCUAAACGAAAUGGAUGAUGGCACAAAGGAAAAGCUGUUAUAUUUUGUAGUGUCAGCAGUGGAUAGAAAAUUAUUUAAAAAAAACACAAAGUUAUGUAUUACCUGAGUUGAACCAGCGCAUCAUUGACCACGCAAUACUAUGUGUUUUAAAUUUGAUUUGGGUAAGGUCUGUCACGUUGGUUGGUCUGAUGUUUUACUCUGCUCGUUUCUGUUAUCUGUUCACAGAAAUUACCAUUUGUGUCAGAGACAGAGUAACACAAAUUCAGUGGAGCUUACUUUAACUGCUUUGGUUUCGGGUCAGGUCAGACACAGGUUUAAUCACCAGCUGACAGCUCUAAGCAUUGGUGUGAGUUCACCGAAGUUGCAUUGGGGACUCAUUUUAGAUCCAUUCAGGCUGGAUUUUGAGGUGGUCUAGGAAGCAUGUGGCCCCAUUCUUUUAGCAGUGGUUUUGCAAAUAUAUCCCCGGCCACAUUGAAGCAAUGUGGCCGUGAACACAUUCAGAAUAUCUUCUAAUGUCAAGCUGUAACUGAUAUAUACUAAGAUGAUGGCCACUUUCGACUGUAUCUCUCACGACAGAUGUUAAUAUCAGGUAUUCCAUGUUCAUUUGACUUCCUAUUUUUCAGAACUCUAUGUACAACCUGAUGUAACAAUGCUUCUUCAAGUAUAAUAAGUGUGUCUGGAUGAGAAUUUUGAUAUUUGUGGCCAAAACCUUUGAAGCUUUUCAUCAUGCUAUGUGGGAGUACAAUUGGAAUAAUAAAAGAAUAAACAAGUAAAGAUAAUGGUUGGAAAUAUAAAGAUAUAUAAAGAGAAUAAGUAAAUGUUUGAUAACCCUAAAACAAAUAGGCAAUUAUAAAAUAAUAAUUAUAAGCAUUUUCUCAUUUAAUUCUGUAUAUAUAUUAUAUGUUAUAAAAACUAGUGUUUUGUAUAUACA
This is a messenger RNA of Pleuronectes platessa (European plaice), 7145 nucleotides long. RefSeq names its product transmembrane O-mannosyltransferase targeting cadherins 1 (gene tmtc1). Lineage: Eukaryota; Metazoa; Chordata; Actinopteri; Pleuronectiformes; Pleuronectidae. The coding region runs from base 3265 to 5553 and encodes 762 amino acids. The transcript has 19 exons. Gene Ontology annotation, biological process: protein O-linked glycosylation via mannose; RNA processing. The record is from RefSeq and is a predicted model, not a curated record. Gene Ontology annotation, molecular function: protein binding; mannosyltransferase activity.